AUGGAAGGAUUACUUGUCUGUACGAAAGAUAAUCAAUCGAUUGAUAUAUGGCAUUGUGUAAAUAAAACAUUGAUUGAACGAUAUUUAUUUGAUGUUCCUAUUGUAGAAUGUUCAACUAUCGAACGAUAUACGGGUGUAACCAUUCGAGUGACACUUGAAAAUGGUUUAACACAUUAUUUAAUUACUAGAGGUAAUCAAGGAAAAAUUUGUUUUCAACUUAUUGGAACAUUAACUCAAAAAUUGGCUGAUCGAAAUAUAUUUCUAAAUUUCAAUACUGAUGUUUAUUAUUGUGAGAAUCAGUCAUAUAUUUAUUUGUACCAUUUCGAACGUCCUGAAAAUGAUCGUCUUGAAAAAAUCGACAACUUACCUUUAUUAAAUAGUACGAUCAAUCGUCAAAGUUUCUUCUCCGAUCGACAUGAAAGUGCAUUGAUCUGGUUGGCUAUUGAUUCCGUUGUUGUUUUUCACUCUUGUGGUCAAUAUUUUCUUAUUCCUGGUGAAUAUCAUGAACUAUAUACGAAAUGUCAAUCAAAACGAAAUUUUAUUUGUUGUCUCAAUCGAAAUCAAUCAAGAAUUAAUAUCUACGAAUGGAAACUUCAUGAAUCUGUUCAUACAUACCGUUUACUUGCUAAUCUACAACUCGAUGAACAAAUUUUUCAUUGGGCAUGUCAGAUAGAUGCAGAAUGGGGUUUCAUUGUCUAUUGUACAUUAGCUAAUGGAGAACUACCCGAUGAUUAUUCUGUAUUGGCUAUGUGGGAUGCUGAGAAGAAAGCUAUGGAAUUGAUUUCCAUUUCGCUCAAUAAUAACAUUAAAAUAAGAAAAAUAUCUGCGCUGCAAAGUGUUUUGGUUUUUUACGAUAAUAAUCAACAAGUUUAUUGGUGGAAUAUUGAGCGUAAACAGAUCAUUCGUACUCUUCAUUAUGAUCCGUGCAAAACAAAUGCCACUUGUCGAACCCAUGAAGAGCAUACCGAUAAUAAUGAUAAAUAUUUUACAGAGGAUGGCAAAUAUCUAUUUGAAAUAUCUCAGAAAGAGUCUUUACUACUGAUGUAUUCUGUUGAUGAUAGUCAACUUUUGGAAAAACUUUUCAUUGAUAGUCUUUUGCCACAUAUUGAAGUUCUCAAAGAUCGUUUAAUUCUCUGCUCGAAUAAUGAACUUAUUUUAUUAUGCAUUAACGAAACAGAUUCAUCAUCAUGGAUACGGUAA
Molecule: messenger RNA, 1200 nt
Organism: Adineta steineri
Lineage: Eukaryota; Metazoa; Rotifera; Eurotatoria; Adinetida; Adinetidae
Source: the annotation of a GenBank genome assembly